Gekko japonicus is the source of this 1404-nucleotide messenger RNA. RefSeq names its product guanylate-binding protein 1-like. Lineage: Eukaryota; Metazoa; Chordata; Lepidosauria; Squamata; Gekkonidae. Gene Ontology annotation, molecular function: GTP binding; GTPase activity. The transcript is spliced from 8 exons. The annotation marks the transcript as partial. The record is from RefSeq and is a predicted model, not a curated record.
UCCUCUCUCCCGCGAUCAAGGUCUCCCUGCCCUUGCACAAUGGCUCCAGGGAUCCCCAUGGAAAGUCCCAUCUGUCUGAUUGAGAACAAACCUGAUGGGACACUGGUGGUGGAAGAGAAAGCCAUGCACAUACUUCUGGAUAUCCGCCAGCCGGUGGUGGUGGUGGCCAUUGUGGGGCUCUAUCGCACUGGCAAGUCCUACCUCAUGAACAGGCUUGCCGGCAAGAGAAAAGGUUUCUGCUUGGGUGCCACUGUGCAGGGGCAGACCAAGGGCAUCUGGAUGUGGUGCCUUCCUCACCCCCGCAGGCCCAACCACACGCUGGUGUUGCUGGACACGGAAGGCCUGGGUGACGUGCAGAAGGGCAACACACAGAACGAUUCCUGGAUCUUUGCACUGGCCAUUCUGCUCAGCAGCACCCUGGUCUAUAACAGCAUGGGCACCAUCGACCAUGUGGCCCUAGAGAACCUGCACUAUGUAACUGAGCUGACGAAAAAGAUUCAUACAAAGUCUUCCGGGCGUUGCCAGGAGGAGAAUAAUUCAGCUGAGUUUGUCCGCUUCUUCCCUGCCUUCAUUUGGGCAGUGAGAGACUUCACUCUGCAGCUGGAGAUGGACGGACGACCUGUCACUGAGGACGAGUACCUGGAGAGUGCCUUGAAAUUGCAGAAAGGAAACACAGAGCCAAUCCAGAAAUGCAACGCGCCCAGAAUAUGCAUCCGCAAAUUCUUUCCUUCCCGGAAAUGUUUCACGUUUGACCGUCCAGCUAACAAGAGGAAAUUGCAGCGGCUGGAGGAACUGGAAGAGGAAGAUCUGGAGCCGGACUUCUUGGAACCAGUGAAUGAUUUCUGCGAGCACGUCUGGAACACCUCCCGACCCAAGACGGUCCCAGGAGGCCGGGUUGUCAGCGGAACAAUGCUCGCAAACCUGGCAAAGAACUACGUGGAAGCGAUCAACAGUGGGCAGGUGCCUUGCUUGGAGAACGCCGUGCAGGCCCUGGCCGAGAUUGAGAACACAGCUGCUGUGCAUGAGGCCAUUUCCCGUUAUGAAGAGCUGAUGGAGAAGCGGAUGAAGCUGCCCACAGAGACGGUGGAAGAGCUGCUGGGGGUGCAUGCUGCGUGUGAGAGGGAGGCCACGGUGGUGUUCAUGGCCUGUGCUUUUGGGGACCACAUCGAAAAAUUUCAAGCCGAUCUUAUGCGUAACCUGCAAGAGAAGAAAAAGGAGUUUUGCAGGAGGAAUGAACAGGUGUCUUCCGACCGCUGCCUUGCUGUGCUUACGGAUCUUUCCCGGGAGCUGGAAGAUGGGAUCGCCAAGGGGAUCUACUCUGUGCCUGGUGGCUAUCAGCGUUUCUUGGAAAAUCGGCGUGAAAUAGAGGAGACAUACCGCCUGACACCUGGGAAAGGGAUUCAG